AUGGAAUCUGCAGGAGAUCGCCGCGCCCCGCUGCUCCUGGUGCCGGGCGUCUGCGGCACACAGCUGGCGGUGCGGCCCGAGGGCGAGGCCGGCGAUGGCGUGCGGUGCUGGGUGUCGCUUCGUGGAGGAGCAGACGCUGCCUACCAAAAGCUGUGGGGCAAGUACAGCAAGGACAGCGGCCUGGUGGAGCUGCUGACGCCAGGCUUCGAGGUCUGCGUCCCGCGUGGCACCGACAGUAGUGGCCUCUUCGCCAUCUCAGUGCUGGACCCGGAUGUCGGCUUGGUCACAAAAGCCGUCAACUACUUUCUGCCACUGAUCAACUUCCUCCAGGCCCAGGGUUACAGCCCGGGCAUCGACCUGUUUGGCGCUGGCUACGACUAUCGGCAGUCGUGCCGCACCAGCGCCCACACCCUGCUGGGUAGGCUGCAGGAGGUGUCGCGGCGAUGUGGGGGGCGGCGGGUAGACCUGGUGACACACAGCAUGGGCGGCCUGGUGGUGCGCUCCCUAUUGGUCGACUUCCCAGCAGAGUUUGAGGCGCUGGUUGGCAGGUGGGUGGCCAUCGGCUGCCCGUUCGGUGGCGCACCCGGCUAUGCCGUGGAUGGCCUCAUCACGGGGGUCCAGUUUGGGGGAUCGCUGGGCGAUUUCUUCUUCGCCGCCUGCCAGUCGCCAGCCGUGUACGAGCUGCUGCCGCCGCUGGACUUCCCCUUUUCUCAGCCCCCGCCCCAGCUGACCCUGUGGUUGAAGACGCCCAUUCCGGAGCAGCUGCCGGCAGGAGAGGGCCAGCCACCCGUGUUGUGCGCCUCGCACACCACCUACACCAUGCACAGCCCAGCAGUUGGGGCAGCAUCGGGCGCACCCUCAACCAGUGCCGGCACCCAUCCAGCUGCUCCCCAGCUGCCCCGCAUCAGCCUGGCAGUUAGUCAGUUGACUGGCAGCGGCGCAGAGGAUGGCGGCACCAUUGGACCCUCCACCGACAGCAUCUUUCAGGCCCACCAGUACGUCUUCAAGCACGAUGCCCUGCCUGGCCUGCUGGCUCGGCUGCUGAAGGACAACACAGUGAGCGUGGAUGGCGCCAGCAUCCCGCUGCCCUUUGAUCCACAGCUCUGGGCCCUGGGCCAGGCAACCCACGAUUCGUGGAAGGAGGCGCGCCUGCCGCCCUCCUGCACCUUCUUCAACAUAAUUGGUACCGGCCUCAGCACCCCUUACGAUGUGCAGUAUGGGGCAUGGUGGUAUGCACUGCAGGACCUGGACGCGGUGCCCCAUGCCAGCGCCACAUUCACGUCUGUGGAUGGCGAUGGCACUGUGCCUGCAGAGUCGGCCACGGCACAUGGGCUGCAGGAGACCGCCACCGCUGCGGUGAAGGGGGCGCAUCGAGACCUCGUCAACAUGCAGGCGCCGUUGUAA
Messenger RNA from Chlorella variabilis, 1404 nucleotides. RefSeq lists its product as hypothetical. Bases 1 to 1404 code for a protein of 467 amino acids. The record is from RefSeq and is a predicted model, not a curated record. The transcript has 9 exons. Lineage: Eukaryota; Viridiplantae; Chlorophyta; Trebouxiophyceae; Chlorellales; Chlorellaceae. Gene Ontology annotation, biological process: lipid metabolic process.